AUGGCGGUGGCCAGGAAAAUCAAAACUUUAUUGACGGUGAACAUCUUGGUUUUCGUGGGCAUCAUCCUCUUCUCGGUCUACUGCAGGAUCCAGGACCGCUCCCAGGAGCUGGUGCAGAUCGUCCGGAGCGCCGACCGACGGAUGAGGGGACGGAAUGCCAAAGUGGGAGCCCUACUAGACAGGGAAGCCAUCCUCCAACGGUUGGAUCAUCUGGAAGAGGUGGUGUACAACCAACUCAAUGGUCUAGCCAAGCCAAUGGGAUUAGUUGAAGGCCCAGGAGGUUUGGGCCAAGGAGGAAUGGCUGCCACACUAAGAGACGACAGUCAUGAAUCUGAAAUGAAAUAUGAAGAAUAUGGUUACAAUGCGCAACUGAGCGAUCGGAUUUCCUUGGACAGAUCUAUUCCAGACUAUAGACCCAAAAAGUGCAGACAGUUGUCUUAUCCUGAAGACCUUCCUCAAAUCUCGGUGGUCUUUAUUUUUGUCAACGAAGCCUUGUCCGUCAUCCUACGCUCUGUGCACAGCGUUGUGAAUCACACACCGUCCCACUUGCUCAAGGAGGUAAUUCUGGUGGACGACAACAGCGACAACGUUGAGCUGAAGUUUAAUUUGGACCAAUAUGUCCACAAAAGAUACCCCGGUUUGGUGAAAAUAGUUCGCAAUAAUAAACGAGAAGGGUUGAUACGUGCAAGGAUCCAAGGAUGGAAAGCUUCGACGUCUCCAAUUGUUGGUUUUUUUGAUGCUCACGUUGAAUUCAACACCGGCUGGGUGGAGCCAGCCCUGACACGAAUUAAAGAGGACCGCAAACGGAUUGUCUUACCUGCUAUAGACAACAUUAAGUACAAUACUUUUGAAGUGCAACAAUAUGCCAACGCUGCCCAUGGCUACAAUUGGGGCCUUUGGUGCAUGUACAUCAUCCCACCACAGGACUGGCUGGACAGAGGAGAUGAAUCCGCACCAAUCAGGACACCAGCCAUGAUCGGGUGUUCGUUUGUGGUGAAUAGAGAGUACUUCGGAGAGAUUGGCCUGCUUGAUCCUGGCAUGGAGGUUUACGGAGGAGAAAACAUUGAACUCGGUAUGAGGGUCUGGCAGUGUGGCGGGAGCAUGGAAGUCCUGCCUUGCUCCCGGGUGGCUCACAUUGAGCGCACCAAGAAACCUUACAACAACGACAUCGACUAUUACGCCAAACGCAAUGCCCUGCGUGCGGCUGAAGUGUGGAUGGAUGACUUCAAAUCCCACGUGUACAUGGCGUGGAACAUACCAAUGACGAACCCUGGCGUUGACUUUGGAGACGUGUCAGAAAGGGUUGCUUUAAGGCAACGUCUGCAGUGCCGGAGUUUUAAGUGGUACUUGGAGAAUGUCUACCCUGAAAUGAGGGUCUACAACAACACCAUCACGUAUGGAGAGGUACGCAACAGCAAAGCUAGUGGAUACUGCUUGGACCAGGGCGCAGAAGAUGACAAUAAAGCCAUCCUCUAUCCAUGCCAUGGAAUGUCUUCCCAGCUCGUCCGUUACAGCACCCAAGGAUUGUUGCAACUGGGCCCCCUGGGAUCCACAGCGUUCCUACCCGACUCAAAAUGCCUGGUAGAUGAUGGGAAAGGAAGGACCCCCGCACUGAAGAAAUGUGAAGAUACGCUGAGACCAACCCAGCGACUCUGGGACUUCACACAGAAUGGACCCAUCAUCAACCGAGAUACUGGCCGGUGUCUAGAAGUAGAAAUGUCUAAAGAUGCCAACUUCGGACUUAGAUUGGUAGUACAGAGAUGCUCGGGGCAAAAAUGGAUGAUCAGAAACUGGAUAAAACAUGGAAGGCAUUGA
Molecule: messenger RNA, 1815 nt
Organism: Thamnophis elegans (Western terrestrial garter snake)
Lineage: Eukaryota; Metazoa; Chordata; Lepidosauria; Squamata; Natricidae
Gene: GALNT9
Product: polypeptide N-acetylgalactosaminyltransferase 9
Exons: 11
Coding region: 1-1815 (604 amino acids)
Cellular component (GO): Golgi apparatus
Source: RefSeq, a predicted model, not a curated record